GGCACUUCCGGGGUUUCUCCGUUGUUCGCCGUGCGAACGAAGCUAACCAAAGUUUUUACGUUUUAAAACUUGCUUCAACCCUCAACACACCGUAUCAACGAUAAUGACGGACCGAUACAACAUCCACAGUCAACUGGAGCAUCUCCAGUCCAAGUACAUCGGGACGGGUCAUGCGGACACUAGCAAGUGGGAAUGGCUGGUCAACCAGCACAGAGACUCGUACUGCUCCUACAUGGGACAUUUCGAUCUGCUUAACUACUUCUCCAUUGCCGAGAACGAGAGCAAAGCGCGCGUCCGCUUCAACCUGAUGGAGAAGAUGCUGCAGCCAUGCGGGCCUCCUGCAGACAAACCCGACGAUGCUUAAGAUGUUAUAGGGAUGUGGGCUUCUUUCAGCCCGUUUUCAGGAUUCCAAGAUUUGUUGGGACAUAUUUUUUAUACAUGUUUGGACAUUUGUCAUGCUCCUGAUCACCUCUAAUAAUGCAUCAUUUUUGAUUGCUCUGAUUAUGUUCCUUGCUACUACAUUCUAAUACAAAUCAGACCAAUGUUGUACUUCGGUAAUAUGACAAAAACAAUCAACCCAGCAAACAAUAGAUAAUGGGCGUGCACCAAUGUGGACAUGGAGGGAACCGACAGUUUAAACAGCCUUGGUCAAGACCAUAACGUGCGUAAAGUCUACAUUGGAAGAAGACGAAAUGCUUUUCUGUCUGAAGUAAUUUGUCUAGUUGCUUGUGGGUGUCUUUUUUCAGUCAACCUUACACUGUGAUAAAAACUGGUGGGGCAAUCAUUCUUAUUUUCACCAUUGAGUUCUCACUAAAGUUAAAAUUAAUGGAUGCCACAAUUUCCUGGUCACAUCCAUGAUUGUGUUUAUGUAAUAUUUUGAUUUCUGCUAGUUUUAGGGUACUGUUGAAAUAGCAGAUGGGUAAACUCUCAGUUGUGUAUGAUCACGAUUUUUUUUCUUCCUUUUGCUCCAAAUGUUCUUUGAUCUUGGCCGAAAUACUUAAAAUGUCCAUGAUUUCAUAAAGACUGCUAUAUAGUGAUAA
This is a messenger RNA of Lampris incognitus (smalleye Pacific opah), 1040 nucleotides long. RefSeq names its product splicing factor 3b, subunit 5 (gene sf3b5). Gene Ontology annotation, cellular component: U2 snRNP; precatalytic spliceosome. Gene Ontology annotation, biological process: mRNA splicing, via spliceosome. The record is from RefSeq and is a predicted model, not a curated record. The transcript is spliced from 2 exons. Lineage: Eukaryota; Metazoa; Chordata; Actinopteri; Lampriformes; Lampridae. The coding region runs from base 104 to 364 and encodes 86 amino acids.